CGGAAGAGCAGCGUUGGGCUGCUGGUGUUCUAGAGUCCGCGUGUGUGAUUACAGUGGCGCGGCCUCCGAAGUAGAAGUGCUGGCGUCCCGGGGCUGGACACCCAAACACGGCAACCAUGGAAGAAAGCUUCCCCCGAGGGGGUACAAGAAAGACCCACAAAUCAGAGAAAGAGAAAGCUUUCCAGCAGUCAUUUGAACAAGACAACUUAUUUGAUAUUUCUACUGAAGAGGAAUCCACCAAAAGGAAAAAGAUCCAGAAGGAGCCAGCAAAAACAAAAAAGUUGAAAGUUGAAAAGAGAGAAAGCAGCAAGUUUGUAAGAGAGAAGUUUGAAAUCCUUAGUGUGGAGUCCCUGUGUGAGGGGAUGCGGAUUUUGGGUUGCGUGAAAGAGGUAAAUGAACUGGAACUGGUGAUUAGUCUCCCCAACGGCCUCCAGGGGUGUGUGCAAGUGACUGAAAUCUGUGAUGCCUACACUGAAAAGCUGAACGAGCAGGUGGCACGAGAAGAACCCCUGCAGGACCUGGUCAGCUUGCCUGAGCUCUUCUCACCUGGGAUGCUGGUUAGAUGUGUGGUGAGCAGUCUGGGCAUCACAAAGAGGGGCAAAAAGAAUGUCAAGCUGUCUCUGAACCCCAGAAAUGUCAACAAAGUGCUGAGUGCUGAGGCCCUGAAACCCGGCAUGCUGCUCACGGGCACUGUGUCCAGCCUGGAAGACCAUGGCUAUCUAGUGGACAUUGGUGUUAGUGGGGCCAGAGCUUUUCUGCCACUGCAGAAAGCCCAGGAGUACAUCCAACAGAAGAACAAAGGUGCUAAAUUGAAGGUAGGUCAGUACCUGAACUGCCUUAUUGAAGAGGUGAAAGGCAAUGGAGGAGUUGUUAGUCUAUCUGUUGGUUACUCAGAAGUUUCUGCUGCUAUUGCUACUGAGGAGCAAAACUGGACCCUCAACAGCUUGUUACCAGGACUGGUAGUUAAAGCCCAGGUACAGAAGGUGACUCCAUUUGGCCUUAUGCUAAAAUUCCUCUCGUUCUUCACUGGCCUGGUUGACUUUAUGCACCUGGACCCUAAGAAAGCCAGAACAUAUUUCUCAAAUCAGCCAGUACGGGCCUGUGUCCUCUGUGUCCAUCCCCGGACCAGAGCUGUACGGCUGAGCCUGCGCGCUGUCUUCCUGCAGCCCGGGCGUCCACUCACCCGGCUUUCUUGCCAGCAGCUGGGAGCUGUACUGGAUGAUGUUCCUGUCCAGGGCUUUUUCGGCAAUGCUGGGGCCACCUUCAGGCUGACGGAUGGGGCUCUGGCCUAUGCCCGGCUCAGCCAUCUCUCCAAUUCUAAGAAAGUCUUCAAACCUGAGACCUUCAAGCCAGGGAACACUCACAAGUGUAGAAUCAUCGACUACAGCCAAAUGGAUGAACUGGCUUUGCUCUCUCUGCGGACGUCUGUUAUUGAAGCUCAAUUCCUUAGUUAUCAUGACAUCAAACCUGGGGCCUUGGUAAAGGGCAAAGUGAUGACCAUAAAGCCAUACGGGAUGCUGGUGAAGGUGGGCAAGCAAAUCAGGGCCCUGGUACCUCCCAUGCACCUGGCCGACAUCCUUAUGAAGAAUCCGGAGAAGAAGUACCACGCUGGGGAUGGGGUCAAGUGCCGGGUUUUGCUUUGUGACCCUGAAGCCAGGAAGCUGAUGGUGACCCUGAAGAAAACCCUGGUUGAGUCCAAACUUCCUGCCAUUACCUGCUAUGCCGAUGCUAAGCCUGGUCUGCAGACACACGGCUUUAUCCUCAGGGUCAAGGACUACGGCUGCAUCGUGAAGUUCUACAAUGACGUGCAGGGACUGGUGCCCAGGCAUGAGCUCAGUGCCGAGUAUAUCCCUGACCCAGAGAGUGUCUUUUACACUGGCCAGGUGGUGAAGGUUGCAGUGCUGAACUGUGAGCCAUCCAAAGAGAGGAUGCUCUUGUCCUUCAAGCUGUCUGGUGAUUCGAAGAAAGAAUGUGCGGGACACAGUCAGAAGAAAAAAAAGGCCAUUAACGCUGGGCAGUUGGUGGAUGUGAAGGUUCUGGAGAAGACCAAAGAUGGGCUGCAGGUGGCUGUCCUGCCUCACAACGUCCCCGGCUUCCUUCCCACGCCUCAUCUGUCAGACCACGUCACCAACGGCCCACUGUUGCAUUGCUGGCUCCAGGCAGGUGACACCCUUCACAGAGUUCUGUGUCUGAGCGAGGGUGAGGAGCGUGUUCUCCUUUGCAGGAAGCCAGCUUUGGUGUCUGCAGUAGAGGGUGGCCAGGAUCCCAAGAGCUUCUCGGAAAUCCAUCCUGGAAUGCUGCUUAUUGGUUUUGUGAAGAACAUCAAGGACUACGGUGUGUUCGUCCAGUUCCCGUCAGGCCUUAGUGGACUGGCUCCCAAAGCUAUCAUGAGUGACAAGUUUGUGACCUCCACAAGUGACCACUUUGUCGAGGGGCAGACGGUGGUUGCUAAGGUGACGAACGUGGACGAGGAGAAGCAGCGGAUGCUGCUGUCGCUGCGGCUGUCGGACUGCACUCUGGGGGACCUGGCCACCACCAGCCUCCUCCUCCUGAGCCAGUGCCUGGAGGAGCGGCAGGGCGUCCGUAGCCUCAUGAGCAACCGAGACUCUGUGUUGAUCCAGACGCUGGCUGAGAUGACCCCAGGGAUGGUCCUUGACCUAGAGGUGCAGGAGGUGUUGGGAGACGGCUCUGUACUGUUCAGUGAGGGCCCAGUGCCCGGCCUGGUCCUAAGAGCCAGCAAGUAUCAUCGGGCAGGGCAGGAGGUGGAAUCUGGGCAGAAAAAGAAGGUUGUGAUCUUAAAUGUUGAUAUGUUGAAGUUGGAAGUACAUGUUUCCCUCUGCCACGAUUUGGUGAAUAGAAAAGUUAAAAAGCUGAAGAAAGGCAGUGAGCACCAGGCGAUUGUGCAGCACUUGGAGGAGUCCUUUGCCCUUGCCUCCUUGGUAGAGACUGGCCAGCUAGCAGCUUUCUCCCUGACCUCUCACCUCAAUGACACCUUCCGCUUUGAUUCAGAGAAGUUGCAGGUGGGACAGGGUGUCUCCCUAACCCUCCAGACCACAGAACCAGGAGUGACGGGUCUUCUUUUGGCCGUUGAGGGGCCAGCUGCUAAGAGGACCAUGAGACAGACCCGGAAGGACUCUGAGACGGUCGACGAGGAUGAGGAAGUAGAUCCAGCUCUGGUUUUAGGGACUGUAAGGAAGCACACCCUGUCCAUUGGGGACAUGGUCACAGGGACCGUCAAGUCCAUUAAGCCCACCCAUGUGGUUGUGACCCUGGAAGAUGGCAUCAUUGGCUGCAUCCAUGCCUCCCACAUUCUAGAUGAUGUUCCAGUGGGCACAUCUCCUACUGCCAAGCUGAAAGUUGGGAAGAAGGUCACUGCCCGAGUGAUUGGUGGGAGAGACAUGAAGACAUUCAAGUUUCUCCCAAUAAGUCAUCCCAGAUUUAUUCGAACCAUCCCGGAGCUGAGUGUUCGGCCAAGGGAAGAGAAGAGACGUUUGUAUCUGCCCAUUCCAUUUCUCCUCCUGUUUUUUUUCCCCCAGUACAAUGUGGUUAAGAAAUGGCUUGAGGUAGACAUCGCUCCAGACAUCCGGGGGAGAAUUCCCUUACUGCUCACUUCUCUUAGCUUCAAGGUUCUGAAACAUCCAGAUAAGAAGUUCCGGAUUGGCCAGGCCCUGAAGGCCACCGUGGUUGGCCCAGAUUCCUCCAAGGCCUUCUUGUGUCUUUCACUCAUAGGUCCUCACAAGCUCGAGAAAGGGGAAGUGGCCAUGGGCCGCGUGGUGAAGGUGCUUCCCAAGGAGGGACUGACCGUCUCCUUCCCCUUCGGGAAAAUGGGAAGAGUCAGUAUAUUUCACGUGAGUGACUCCUACUCAGAGACGCCCCUGGAAAACUUUACCCCACAGAAGAUUGUCAGGUGUUAUGUGCUGUCCACUACAGGCCCUGUAUUGACUUUGUCACUGCGAUCGUCCAGGACGAACCCGGAGACGAAAAGCAAAAUAACAGAUCCUGAGAUUAACUCCAUCCAGGAUAUUGAGGAAGGGCAGCUCCUGAGGGGCUAUGUGAAGUCCGUCCAGCCGUCCGGUGUGCUCUUAGGCCUUGGCCCCUCAGUUACAGGUUUGGCCCAAUACCCACGUGUAUCCCAGUACAGCCUGUCCAAGAAUUCCCCUUAUGACGGGUAUCUCCCCGAAGGCAAGCUGCUCACAGCCAAGGUCCUAAGCCUGAACCGCCGGGAGAACCUGGUAGAGCUGUCAAUCCUCGCCGACGACACUGGAAAGCCGGACGUGUUUUCUGCCUCCCUGGGACUGCCACUUCCGAAGCAAGAGGGGAGGGAAACAGAGGCAGAGGAGAGAGACCACAAAGGAGAAGAAGAGAAGGAGAGGAAGAAUCAGAAACAGAAAGAGAAGAGGAUUGGGAAGGGGCAGGAGGGGGCACAGCUGCCCAGCAAGGAGAAGAAAGAGCCCCGGAAGCCCCAGGCGAAGAAGCUGGGCAAGCGGCCGCGCCCAGAGUCUGGCAGUGAGCAGGAAAGCGGGAACAAGAGGCAGAGGAGAGCUGCCCCGUCCGAGGAGGACGACAGUGGUGUGGAAGUGUACUACCGGGAAGGAGAAGAGGAGGUGGAGGAGACGGGUGUGCGGCCCCGGGAGAAGCAGACCAGGCCGGCAGAAGCACCCCGGCUGCAGCUGUCUGCCGGCUUCGUUUGGGAUGUGGAGCUGGACACUCUGACCCCGGCCUUGCCACCUCACGGAGAGAGCUCCGACAGCGAGGAGGACGAGAAGCCAGAGCAAGCCACGCAGAGGAAGAAAAGCAAGAAGGAAAGGGAGCUGGAGAAGCAGAAGGCAGAGAAAGAGCUGUCCCGCAUUGAGGAGGCGCUGAUGGAUCCCGGGCGGCAGCCGGAGUCGGCAGAUGACUUUGACCGUCUCGUGCUGAGCUCCCCCAACAGCUCCAUCCUGUGGCUGCAGUACAUGGCCUUCCACCUGCAGGCCACAGAGAUCGAGAAGGCCCGGGCCGUGGCCGAGAGGGCGCUCAAGACCAUCUCCUUCAGAGAGGAGCAGGAGAAGCUGAACGUGUGGGUGGCCCUGCUGAACCUAGAAAACAUGUACGGCUCCCAGGGGUCGCUGACCAAGGUCUUCGAGCGGGCUGUGCAGUACAACGAGCCUCUCAAGGUCUUUCUCCAUCUGGCUGACAUCUACACCAAGUCAGAAAAAUUCCAGGAAGCUGGUGAACUUUACAACCGGAUGCUGAAACGUUUCAGGCAGGAGAAAGCUGUCUGGAUCAAAUACGGUGCCUUUCUUCUGCGGAGGGGCCAGGCCGGGGCCAGUCACCGCGUGAUGCAGCGAGCCCUCGAGUGCCUGCCUAAGAAAGAGCACGUGGAUGUGAUUGCCAAGUUUGCCCAGCUUGAGUUCCAGCUGGGGGAUGCGGAGCGCGCCAAAGCCAUUUUCGAGAACACGCUGAGCACCUACCCAAAGCGCACGGAUGUCUGGUCGGUCUACAUCGACAUGAUCAUCAAGCGUGGCAGCCAGAAGGAAGUCCGGGACAUCUUUGAGCGGGUCAUUCACCUGAGCCUGGCCCCCAAGCGAAUGAAAUUCUUCUUCAAGCGCUACCUGGACUACGAGAAGCAACACGGCACCGAGAAGGACGUGCAGGCGGUAAAGGCGAAGGCCCUGGAAUACGUGGAGGCUCAGAGCUCCAUGUGGGAGGACUAGUGGCCAGCUGGCUCCGAGGGCACUGGUGGCAGUGGGCCAGCCAGACCGACCCUCAGGCGCCUGGGCAGUUGAGAAACUGUGUUGCCUGAGGACUCUGUUUAAGUGUUGCUUUUUCUGCAGCAUCCGUGGGG
Physeter macrocephalus (sperm whale) is the source of this 5824-nucleotide messenger RNA. It is a transcript of the gene PDCD11, whose product is annotated as programmed cell death 11. The coding region runs from base 117 to 5693 and encodes 1858 amino acids. Gene Ontology annotation, cellular component: small-subunit processome; nucleolus; nucleus. Gene Ontology annotation, biological process: rRNA processing. The record is from RefSeq and is a predicted model, not a curated record. Gene Ontology annotation, molecular function: protein binding; RNA binding. The transcript has 36 exons. NCBI's taxonomy places the organism in Eukaryota, Metazoa, Chordata, Mammalia, Artiodactyla, Physeteridae.